This is a messenger RNA of Morone saxatilis (striped sea-bass), 2024 nucleotides long. It is a transcript of the gene pgd, whose product is annotated as phosphogluconate dehydrogenase. Gene Ontology annotation, cellular component: cytosol. Lineage: Eukaryota; Metazoa; Chordata; Actinopteri; Moronidae. Bases 133 to 1584 code for a protein of 483 amino acids. Gene Ontology annotation, molecular function: NADP binding; phosphogluconate dehydrogenase (decarboxylating) activity. The record is from RefSeq and is a predicted model, not a curated record. The transcript has 13 exons. Gene Ontology annotation, biological process: pentose-phosphate shunt; pentose-phosphate shunt, oxidative branch.
UCACGCUGGAAGGGGAACAAGGAAGUUAAAAAAACGAGCGAGGAGGAAAUCUGAAGUGAAGUGGAUCAGUGUGUGAGUCCGACUCCCGUUUCAACACUGUUACUUCACAGUUGCUCUUACCCGCUGAACACCAUGGCUCAAGCAGACAUUGCACUGAUUGGAUUGGCUGUCAUGGGCCAGAACCUCAUCAUGAACAUGAAUGACCAUGGCUUCGUGGUCUGUGCUUACAACCGCACCGUGUCCAAGGUUCACGACUUCCUGAAGAAUGAGGCGAAGGGCUCCAAGGUGAUCGGAGCAGAGUCUCUGGAGGACAUGGUGUCCAAGCUGAAGAAGCCCAGGAGGAUCGUCCUGCUGGUCAAGGCUGGACAGGCUGUGGACGACUUCAUCGACAAACUGGUUCCUCUUCUGGAGGCCGGGGAUAUCAUCAUCGACGGUGGCAACUCUGAAUACAGAGACACAACACGGCGGUGCAAGAGUCUGAAAGAGAAGGGCUUGCUGUUUGUCGGCAGCGGGGUCAGUGGUGGAGAGGAAGGGGCGCGUUAUGGACCCUCGCUCAUGCCAGGAGGACAUAAGGAGGCCUGGCCACAUAUUAAAGACAUCUUCCAGAGCAUCGCUGCCAAGGUCGGAACAGGAGAACCUUGUUGCGACUGGGUCGGAGAUGAGGGUGCGGGUCACUUUGUGAAAAUGGUCCAUAAUGGCAUUGAGUAUGGCGACAUGCAGCUGAUCUGCGAGGCCUAUCACCUGAUGAAGGACAUCCUGGGUAUGGACCACGAUGAGAUGGCACAGGCUUUCGACAACUGGAACAAGACAGAGUUGGACUCCUUCCUCAUCGAGAUCACAGCUAACAUCCUUAAAUUCAGGGACUCUGAUGGGACACACCUGCUGCCCAAGAUCCGCGACAGCGCUGGACAGAAAGGCACAGGGAAGUGGACGGCCAUUUCAGCCCUGGAGUACGGCACACCUGUCACUUUGAUCGGGGAGGCUGUCUUUGCCAGAUGCCUGUCCUCUCUAAAGGAUGAGAGAGUGGAGGCUAGCCGCAGCCUUUCAGGACCCCAGGGGGUCAAAUUCAGCGGUGACAAGGCUGCGUUCCUGGAGGACAUCAGAAAGGCCCUCUACGCCUCCAAGAUCAUUUCCUACGCACAGGGCUUCAUGCUGCUGCGGCAGGCAGCCAAAGAGUUCGACUGGUCCCUCAACUAUGGCGCCAUCGCUCUGAUGUGGCGAGGAGGCUGCAUCAUUCGAAGUGUGUUCCUGGGUAAAAUCAAAGAGGCGUUCGACAGGGACGCUGAGCUGCAGAACUUGCUGCUGGACACCUUCUUUAGUAAUGCUGUGCAGGACUGUCAGGAGUCAUGGCGCAGAACAGUCAGCACUGGAGUCCAGCAUGGCCUCCCUAUGCCCUGUUUCACCACAGCUCUGUCCUUCUAUGAUGGCUACAGACAUGAAAAGCUGCCAGCCAACCUCCUCCAGGCCCAGAGGGACUACUUUGGAGCCCACACAUAUGAACUGCUGUCAAACCCCGGUCACUAUAUCCACACCAACUGGACGGGCCACGGUGGCAAUGUGUCCUCUUCAUCCUACAACGCUUAAAGAUCAUCUUCACAUCACUCAAAAACACAAACAAGAUGGAGGGCCGAGGACGAGGGGAAGUUAUCUGUGAGCAAAGAAGACACAUUCCAUCUUCAUAACCAUGCCUGAAUAUUUAAGAGCCACCCCACCCAAACAAUUACCGUAUCCAACUUUUUACUCCUCUCAAGAGAUGUGUUGCAGUUGUAUUUAUCAAGCAGUAGAAUCAUAGAUUGUGUGUUGUAAACUCUAUACUCUGUGUGUUCUGGUGUAGAGACUUUUAUCAGUCAAAAGAGGAAGCGCACCAAAGUGUUUACUCCAUCUGGAUGCUAUUAAUAUCAUGCUGGCCAUCAGGCUAAUGUUCACCAGUCAUGCUGGGCCCAGGGUUCACCAUGUUAACACUGGAUUAAGGUGAACCGUUGCACUGUACUGUAUUAGGCUAAAUAAAGAUUUCAAUCCCUUUA